GUUUCCCUAAUGAAUACGCCCGUUCUCUCAUCCCGCAAAAAUUGAGCUGUUGCGGCACUUACAACCGGCAGAUACUUCUGAUUUAACGCAGGAAAACUCAGCCCCCUCGAAAUUGCAGGUGGCGUCGUUGAGGAAGGUGGAGCACACAGACAAAAUGGUGACCAUUCCUGAGUACUAUGAGGGGAAGAAUGUGCUGAUCACAGGGGCCACAGGCUUUAUGGGAAAAGUCCUGCUGGAGAAGUUGAUGCGGUCCUGCCCUGGAGUCAAGGCUGUGUACGUCCUUGUCCGGCACAAAGCGGGCCACGCUCCCCUGGCCCGCAUCGCAGACAUGAUCAACUGCAAGCUUUUUGACAGGUUACGAGAUGAGCAGCCAGACUUUGCUGAGAAGAUAGUGGCUGUGAACAGUGACCUCACCCUGCCAGAACUGGACCUGAGCAAAGUGGACCAGGAAACUCUUGCUGACUGCAUCAACAUAGUCUUCCACUGUGCUGCAACCAUCCGAUUCAAUGAGCCUCUAAAAGAUGCAAUGCUACUGAAUGUUCUAGCCACCCAGAAGAUGGUGGCUCUUGCCCACAAAAUGAAGCACUUGGAGGUGUUCCUCCACGUGUCCACAGCCUACGCCAACUGUGACCGGACACUCAUUGAGGAAGUAGUUUACCCACCUCCUGUUGACUACAAGAAGCUCAUCGACAGCCUAGAAUGGAUGGAUGAGAAGCUGGUCUCUGCGAUGACCCCAGGGCUGAUAGGAAAAAGGCCCAACACGUACACCUACACCAAGGCCAUAGCUGAGUACCUGGUCCAGCAGGAGUGUGGAAGCCUCAACGUGGCUAUAAUCAGGCCUUCUAUAGUAGGGGCCAGUUGGAAAGAGCCGUUCCCAGGCUGGAUUGAUAAUUUCAAUGGACCUAGUGGAAUAUUCAUUGCAGCAGGAAAGGGGAUCCUGCGUACCAUGAGAGCGUCCAACAACGCGGUGGCUGACCUGGUGCCUGUGGACGCGGUCAUCAAUACCACACUGGCUGCUGCCUGGUACUCAGGCUCCCAGAGACACACCAGGCCUAAGAGCAUAUUGGUGUACAAUUGCACGACUGGCAGCAUCAACCCGUUCCACUGGGGUGAAGUUGAGUACCAUGUUAUAUCCACUUUCAAGAGGAACCCCCUCGAGCAGGCCUUCAGACGGCCCAAUGUAAAUCUCACAACCAAUCACCUUAUCAAUCAGUACUGGAUCGCUGUAAGCCACAAGGCACCAGCCUUCCUUUAUGAUCUCUGCCUCAGGAUGACGGGAAGAGAGCCCAGGAUGAUGAAGACCAUUACGAGGCUGCACAGGGCCAUGAUGGUGCUGGAGUACUUCACGAGCCAUUCGUGGGUGUGGAAAAAUGACAACGUCACCAUGCUCAUGAACCAGAUGGGUGCUGAUGACAAGAGGAUAUUCAACUUUGACGUGCGACAGCUGAACUGGGCAGAGUACAUGGAGAACUACUGCAUGGGGACUAAGAAGUAUGUCCUGAACGAGGCUGAGUCCGGCCUGCCAGCAGCACGCAAACACCUCAACAAGUUGAGGAACAUCCGCUACACGUUCAACACGGUCCUGGUCGUGUUCAUCUGGCGAGUGUUCAUCGCUCGGUCCCAGAUGGCCAGGAACAUCUGGUACAUUGUGGUCAGCCUCUGCUUUAAGUUCCUGUCCUAUUUCCGAGCAUCCAGCACCAUGAAAUACUGAGUCCACGUGGUGUACUCACCUUGACCCCAUCCACUCUCCUCAAUCCAGCAGCCCAGGCCGCCUUCUCUCCCUCUUGCCCAGCCCCCCUUCAGAUAGCUAUGUAUCCGACAAGGCUCUGCAAAUCCUAUAAUAUUUUGAGUUACUUAAGUGUCUGACAUACUAUUAAUCUACUGUAUGUGAAAUGUCCCCUUUUCUUUGCAGUGUGAUCCCUGAUGUGGGGGGUAGAACUGCAUUUGACUAAGCAUUAAUCUAAUCAGACCCCUGGUCUUAUGAUGCUAAUCUUGUACAUUGAUAGUCAGCCAAAUAGAGUUAUUGAUGCCUAGUUUGGUUGUCAUGGAGAUGGAGCAUUGCUUUGCUGACAGCCCCCAGGGUGGUCAGGCGGUGGUUUUGAUUAACAGUUUACAUUUUCCUGCUUGAAUAGGGGUAAAGGCACCCAUAUACUGUAUGCUUGAUGGUGGCAAUGACUAAUACACAAUGACAUGAUCAAGCACGAGGUAGAUGGUAAUAGAUAGGCUUUUUACAGUCCCUAACAGGUAUGAUUAUCUUGCAUCAGCUGACCUUGCAGAGCUAUGUCUUUUUGAAUUGUUUUAAAACAAUUUUCCAACCAUUUCUGACUGGACUGUCCGCUUAUAAUUCUGGCCCAAAUACCUCAUAGCUCAUGUAGCUCAGAUCAGGCAACUGCUCAAAGGACUUGAUUUUGGAUAGUUUGGGUAGGUAGUCUAAGGGCUCUUUACACUGCUUUCACUGAUGACAGCUAUCAGAAAUGUGCAUCUAUGUCCAUUUUAAAAGAAUGAGUAACUGUUUUUCCCCAUGUUGGUCAUUUAUUUAAUUGUCUGAAAUGGGAGUGUUGUGUUCUGCUUAUACAUCUCACAUGUUUUGCCUGUUGUCAUGUUUGGGAUAUUCCAUGCAUGGGGAGAGGCCUCUUCUCUUCCGAACACCUUUAUCCCUGUCUCAUGCUAUAAUAACUUUCAAAGGUGGUCUUUAUCCAAUGUUUGCCUGGGUUGUUGGGCACUUGUAACAUUUUAAGCUUUUUUUACUUGUCCAUUUUCCAUGUUGUCUUGUACAUAUUGUCUUAACAUGUUGGACUUACUGUGCACUUUCCUGUGGUUGUAUGCUGCAUGACAUUCAUUCGGAAUGUCCAAUUGUCAUAUAGUCACUUGUACAUACAGUUGAAGUCGGAAGUUUACAUACACCUUAGCCAAAUACAUUUAAACUAAUUUAAGCCUAGGAAAAAUUCCCUGUCUUUGGUCAGUUAGGAUCACACCUUUAGAAUGUGAAAUGUCAGAAUAAUAGUAGAGAGGAUGAUUUAUUUCAGCUUUUAUUUCUUUCAUCACAUUCCCAGUGGGUCAGAAGUUUACAUACACUCAAUUAGCAUUUGGUAGCAUUGCCUUUAAAUUGUUGAACUUGGGUCAAACGUUUCGGGGAGCCUUCCACAAGCUUCCCACAAUAAGUUGGGUGAAUUUUGUCCCAUUCCUCCUGACAGAGCUGGUGUAACGGAGUCAGGUUUGUGGGCCUCCUUGCUCACACACGCUUUUUCAGUUCUGCCUACACAUUUUAUAUAGGAUUGAAGUCAGGGCUUUGUGAUGGGCACUCCAAUACCUUGACUUUGUUGUCCUUAAGCCAUUUUGCCACAACUUUGGAAGUAUGCUUGGGGUCAUUGUCCAUUUGGAAGACCCAUUUGCGACCAAGCUUUGACUUCCUGACUGAUGUCUUGAGAUGUUGCUUCAAUAUAUCCACUUCAUUUUCCUCCCUCAUGAUGCAAUCUAUUUUGUGAAGUGCACCAGUCCCUCCUGCAGCAGAGCACCCCCACAACAUGAUGCUGCCAACCCUGUGCUUCACGGUUGGGAUGGUGUUCUUCGGCUUGAAAGCCUCCCCCUUUUUCCUCCAAGCAUAACGAUGGUCAUUAGGGCCAAACAGUUCUAUUUUUGGUUCAUCGGACCAGAGGACAUUUCUCCAAAAAGCACAAUCUUUGUCCCCAUGUGCAGUUGCAAACCGUAGUCUGGCAUUUUUAUGGCGGUUUUGGAGCAGUGGCUUCUUCCUUCCUGAGCGGCCAUUCCGGUUAUGUCAAUAUAGGACUCGUUUUAUUGUGGAUAUAGAUACUUUUGUACCUGUUUCCUCCAGCAUCUUCACUGUUCACAUCUUUGCUGUUGUUCUGGGAUUGAUUUGCACUUUUCGCACCAAAGUACAUUAAUCUCUAGGAGACAGAACGUGUCUCCUUCCUGAGCGAUAUGACGGCUGCGUGGUCCCAUGGUGUUUAUACUUGCGUACUAUUGUUUGUACAGAUGAACGUGGUACCUUAAGGCAUUUGGAAAUUGCUCCCAAGGAUGAACCAGACUUGUGGAGGUCUACGAUUUUUUUUCUGAGGUCUUGGCUGAAUUCUUUUGUUUUUCCAAUGAUGUCAAGCAAAGAGGCACUGAGUUUGAAGGUAGGCCUUGAAAUACAUUCACAGGUACACCUCCAAUUGAUUCAAAUGAUGUCAAUUAGCCUAUCAUAAGCUUCUAAAGCCAUGACAUAAUUUUCUGGAAUUUUGCAAGUUGUUUAAAGGCACAGUCAACUUAGUGUAUGUAAACUUCUGACCCACUGGAAUUGUGAUACAGUGAAUUAUAAUUGAAAUAAUCUGUCUGUAAACAAUUGUUGGGAAAAUGACUUGUUUCAUGCACAAGUAGAUGUCCUAACUGACUUGCCAAAACUAUAGUGUGUUAACAAGAAAUGUGUGGCGUGGUUGAAAAACAAGUUUUAAUGACUCCAACAUAAGUGUAUGUAAACUUCCAACUUCAACUGUAUCAUGGAUGUUUGGCCAGAUUAUAAAAUAGUCCUUUGAUCUGUGCUCACAUGAUCCAUUGGGAAUAAGAUUAGUAAGUGAUCCACUUUCUGGGAGGUUUGUGUGAAUUGUGCCUGAACUUGUCUAUGACAAAAUAUUAAUGUUUGUCAAUAGUUACCACAGCCACAAAGUAAUAAACCCAGUCUAUUUCUACAAUUCUGCCUCUUAAAAUAGGAUUUUAAACCUAACCUUGAACACACUGCCAACCUUAUGCCUAACCUUAAAUGAAGACCAAAGAGCACAUUUCUGUUUUGAUAAACUUUUACAAUAUUGCCAAUUUUGACUUUGUGGCUAUACUAUCUAGUUGAAACUUAAAAAGAGCACUCCGAUCUAUGUGUUCUAAUCCGUUUGUGUACAACUCUAGGUAGACUUCAAGAUCUGGCUUAAAAAGUAUUUUUAUGCUAUUAAACAACAAUUAAUAUUACAUGGCCAUUUAUUUACUGGAGCGAAAAGCUUGAGGAAACACAAUUCACCUGAUACAACUUCAGCUGCUGGUUACCAUUUUACUUUACAUUUGGGAUUUACUGCAUUCUGUUUAAACUGUUUUAUCAAUUAUAUUGUCAGUUCUUUUAAGUGUACCAUUUUUCACAAAAUGAAAUAGUUAACACACCCUGACUUUUUGCACAAUUACUAAAAUACCUAAGAUUCCUGAAAGUUAAGGGAAUACUGUAGUUGCUUCUAUUUUAAUAUGAAUUAAUAACUUGACAAGUCUGUUGUAAUAACUGUUAAGCACCACAUUUAGAAAGGGAUCCUUACUUUCACUUGCUUUUUUAAAAUCCAGUUUCUGUAUUGGAUUUGAAGAUUUUAGUGUGUAAUAGUGGGUUUUUUCUGGUAUGUGGCUUGCUAUGUAGUAUUGUUAAACUUGUCUUGCAAUGGAACUGCCAAUUCAGAGUUUCUUAGGAACUUGUCUUGCCAGUGAAGUAAGGGAGUGGAGCAGACCCCUUCUACUACUUCUGUUUGUGUUGCUAGGGAUUCAUAUUACUGGAUCAUUCUAAUGCUCUUCUAUUCGAAGAACAUUGCACAUCAAACUUUUACAUUCUUUCUGGUUUUACAGCAUCAUAUUCCAAUACCCAUCUGGACAUAAAUUAGAUUUAUUGUAAUAUAUUGCUCUUGCCUUUUGACUGCCUGCAAAUGUUUUGUUGUCCUGCUUCCUCAAAUAAUUGUAGAAUGUAGUCCCCUAGAAAGAUCUGUACCCUAUAACCAAUUUGUUGUCUUUACCAUGACCCUCAGUUAAUGUUCCCGAGUAUGCGCUCUGCAUAUUUCAUUGACGGUGUAAAAGCUCUUUCCACAGUCAAGGUAAAUGUUUAAAACAAUCAAUGGGUGCCUUUUUGUUUGUAAACCAAAAAGAAGGAAUAAACUCUGUUAAAUCUUG
This is a messenger RNA of Oncorhynchus keta (chum salmon), 5904 nucleotides long. RefSeq names its product fatty acyl-CoA reductase 1-like. The transcript has 12 exons. The record is from RefSeq and is a predicted model, not a curated record. Gene Ontology annotation, cellular component: peroxisome. Gene Ontology annotation, biological process: long-chain fatty-acyl-CoA metabolic process. Gene Ontology annotation, molecular function: alcohol-forming very long-chain fatty acyl-CoA reductase (NADP+) activity. NCBI's taxonomy places the organism in Eukaryota, Metazoa, Chordata, Actinopteri, Salmoniformes, Salmonidae. Bases 155 to 1711 code for a protein of 518 amino acids.